GACCGAUAUUAAAAAUCCAUUCAACAAAGAAAAAGAAAGAAGCAGCUGUACUGAGAAAGCCUUGGCUUCAUGCCCUCCCCAUAUGAUAGCACUGAUCCCAGUGGUUGGUCAGAGAGAUGUAUGAAUCUACCAAUCCUCUCGUCUACUCUUGGUGGUUGGAAAAACAACACUGGCUGGUGAUGUGCAUGAAGUCCUUUUGUGAGGCUCUCUGCCUAAGCUCACGUGUUCUCGGGAGGAGGAGGAUGCUCUAACAAAAUAUUUUACUCCCUCAGACUGGGCACAAUCUCUUCGAUGGACUUUUCAGUUAUGUACAUUAGCAGCACUCUGUGUGGAAAGUAAUACAGGAAAGCAGAGACUGGCGUUUUAGCGAACUUGGAAAUACACAACUGGGUCUGCGCACCGCUCAGACUGGAACAUUGCCAAGCAAUUGGACUAUGUGAGGUGAAAGGUUUUCCCAAAAGAUCUCAAGAAAGCCACUUUCCGAUCAGUUGGCAACAUGCACACCAGCAACGACUCGAUUAUCAGUGCCAUGGAACAGACGCUUCAAGAUCCCGAUGUAUUCCCAACCAAUGUCUCCUCUUGGUCCCACUGCUCUGUCCAAUUCUCCAGCUACCAGUUUGUGCUAAUCCCUGUACUCUACAGUAUUCUCUUCAUCUUUGGACUGAUGGGAAACAGCCUAGUGAUUUUAGUUCUGUGUCAACAGAAAAAUCUAAAGACUGUGGCCAACAUUUACAUUGUCAACUUAGCCACAGCAGACUUGUUGACCCUGGUCACAGUGCCAUUUUGGGCCACUUAUUACGCUUAUGGAUAUAAUUGGCUGUUUGGCUCAAUGAUGUGCAAACUCUGCAGCUCAGUCUUGGGCCUGACCAUGUUUGCAAGCAUCUUCUUCAUUACAUGCAUGAGCAUGGACCGCUACCAGGCAAUUGUCCAUCCACUUCAGUCUCAGCAACGGACGUUGCACCGGGCUUCUGUUACUGCACUGCUUGUUUGGAGUCUGGCUGCUUUGACCACUCUGCCCACCUUCUAUUUCCGAGAUACCCAACACAUUGAAGAUUUGGAUGUGACUGCCUGUGUCAUGGCCUUUCCAAAUGAGAAAUAUUCUGAAUGGUCAGCAGGGACAGCCUUAAUGAAGAACACUUUUGGUUUCCUGAUACCCAUGGCUAUCAUAGCCACAUGCUACAUCCAGAUACGGGUACACUUGAUGAAAGCCAGAGGUUUGGGGAAGAACAAGCAAAAAAGGGACCGCGUGUUAAAAGUGGUAGCCGCUGUAGUUGUGGCCUUCUUCAUUUGUUGGCUCCCGUUCCACGUUUUGACCUUCUUGGAUGCCCUGACCUGGAUGCACGUGAUCAACGAAUGCUGGAUUGUAUCUGCCAUUGACACAGCCCUGCCAUUUGGGAUCUCCAUGGGAUUUGCGAACAGCUGCAUCAACCCGCUUUUAUAUUAUUUAAUUGGCAGCCAGUUCCAGGACAAAUUGCAACAUUUGUUUAAGCUAAGACUUUAUCAGUUCAACAGCAACAGGCAAGGUUUCCUCUCAAGCAAAAGUAGCUCAAUUAAAGACACUGACACCCUGAAGGAUGCCAAACACAGAGAAGGAGACUCUGGAAGGCUGCAAACUCACCCAUUGUGGGUUUCUUGAGCCGCAUCUGGAAGUUAUUACAAGAGGACUUUUCUCCUUCUCUCUUUUGUUCUUUCUUGGAUUCUCUCUUGCCUGUUUUCUAGAACAAACUGUCCACUGAAGAUUUCUUGUUUUUGGUUUCCUUGGGGAUCUGCAGUCCUUUGGAAUGAAUGGCUGUCAUAUAUUAAUUCUUGUUUAACCAGGAGUGUGAUUUAUUACUAAGAAACAUCUGAAAAACAUUACACAUUCAAUGACAUUA
Messenger RNA from Sphaerodactylus townsendi, 1874 nucleotides. RefSeq names its product angiotensin II receptor type 2 (gene AGTR2). Gene Ontology annotation, molecular function: angiotensin type II receptor activity. Lineage: Eukaryota; Metazoa; Chordata; Lepidosauria; Squamata; Sphaerodactylidae. The transcript is spliced from 2 exons. The record is from RefSeq and is a predicted model, not a curated record. Gene Ontology annotation, cellular component: membrane. Gene Ontology annotation, biological process: regulation of apoptotic process; G protein-coupled receptor signaling pathway; immune response. Bases 497 to 1636 code for a protein of 379 amino acids.